Messenger RNA from Manis pentadactyla (Chinese pangolin), 3802 nucleotides. RefSeq names its product immunoglobulin superfamily DCC subclass member 3 (gene IGDCC3). Gene Ontology annotation, cellular component: axon; plasma membrane. NCBI's taxonomy places the organism in Eukaryota, Metazoa, Chordata, Mammalia, Pholidota, Manidae. Gene Ontology annotation, molecular function: protein binding. Gene Ontology annotation, biological process: cell-cell adhesion; axon guidance. The transcript is spliced from 14 exons. The coding region runs from base 198 to 2624 and encodes 808 amino acids. The record is from RefSeq and is a predicted model, not a curated record.
GGUGCAAGAUGGCGCAAGCGGCGCUCGCCCUGCGCCACCGGCGCUCCUAGGCAGGCAUGUGGCACCAGCCCCCCGCCGCCCGGGCUCGGCCCCGGCCGGAGCCCCGGCCCCGGCCCCGGCGCCGGCCCCGCGGGACGCUGUGAGCCGCGAGAGGCCCCGGAGCCGCGCGUCGCCGAGCCCAGCGGACCAAGAGCCCCAUGGCUGCUGCAAGCGCCGCGCCCCCGCGCCGGCCCCGGCUCCUGCUGCCGCUGCUGGCGACCCUGCUGCUGCCCGCGCCGAGCGACGGUUUUGGCCCCUCUGCUGAACUGGCAUUUGCUGUGGAGCCAAGCGAUGAUGUUGCAGUCUCCGGACAGCCUGUAGUGCUGGGCUGCAGGGUGGAGGGGACCCCUCCAGUGCGAAUCACCUGGAGGAAGAAUGGGGUGGAGCUGCCAGAGAGCACCCACUCCAGCAUGCUGGCCAAUGGGUCCUUGCUGAUUAGUCACUUCCGACUGGAUCGGGGAGGCAGCCCUUCAGAUGAGGGUGACUAUGAGUGUGUGGCUCAGAACCGCUUUGGGCUGGUGGUCAGCCGGAGGGCUCGCAUCCAGGCCGCAACCAUGUCGGACUUUCACGUGCAUCCCCAGUCUGCCGUGGGCGAGGAGGGCGGUGUGGCCCGCUUCCAGUGCCAAAUCCAUGGGCUUCCCAAACCCCUGAUCACAUGGGAGAAAAACAGAGUCCCCAUUGACACGGACAAUGAGAGGUACACUUUGCUGCCCAAGGGGGUCCUGCAGAUCACAGGACUUCGGGCCGAGGACAGCGGCAUCUUCCACUGCGUAGCCUCGAACAUUGCCAGUGUCCAGGUCAGCCACGGGGCCAGGCUCACCGUGUCAGGAGCAGGCUCUGGAGCCUACAAGGAGCCAGCGAUCCUCGUGGGGCCUGAGAACCUCACCCUGACGGUGCACCAGACGGCUGUGCUGGAGUGUGUCGCCACGGGCAACCCGCGCCCCAUUGUGUCCUGGAGCCGCCUGGAUGGCCGCCCCAUCGGGGUGGAAGGCAUCCAGGUGCUGGGCACAGGGAACCUCAUCAUCUCAGAUGUGACCGUCCAGCACUCAGGCGUCUAUGUCUGUGCGGCCAACAGGCCUGGCACGCGGGUGAGGAGAACGGCCCAGGGCCGGCUGGUGGUGCAAGCCCCAGCAGAGUUUGUCCAGCAUCCCCAGUCCAUCUCCAGGCCAGCUGGGACCACAGCCAUGUUCACCUGCCAAGCCCAGGGUGAGCCGCCCCCGCAUGUCACGUGGCUGAAGAAUGGACAGGUGCUGGGGCCAGGAGGCCACGUCAGGCUCAGGAACAACAACAGCACCCUGACCAUUUCUGGAAUCGGCCCGGAAGAUGAGGCCAUCUACCAGUGCGUGGCAGAGAACAGUGCUGGCUCCUCACAGGCCAGCGCCAGGCUGACCGUGCUGUGGGCCGAGGGGCUGCCUGGACCCCCCCUCAACGUGCAGGCGGUCUCUGUGUCACCUACCGAGGUCCAGGUGUCCUGGGACGAGCCCCUGGUCAACACCAAGGAGAUCAUCGGCUAUGUUCUGCACAUCAGGAAGGCUGUGGACCCCCCGGAGCUGGAGUAUCAGGAGGCCGUUAGCAAGAGCACGUUUCAGCACCUGGUGAGCGACCUUGAGCCCUCCACUGCCUACAGCUUCUACAUCAAGGCCUACACGCCAAGGGGGGCCAGCUCAGCCUCCGCCCCCACGCUGGCCAGCACCCUAGGCGAAGCCCCUGCCCCACCCCCGUUGUCCGUGCGAGUCCUGGGCAGCUCCUCCCUGCAGCUGCUCUGGGAGCCCUGGCCCCGGCUGGCCCAGCACGAGGGUGGCUUCAAGCUGUUUUACCGCCCAGCAAGCAAGACUGCCUUCACUGGCCCCAUACUGCUGCCUGGAACUGUCUCUUCCUACAACCUCAGCCAGCUCGACCCCACUGCAGUGUACGAGGUGAAGUUGCUUGCCUACAACCAGCACGGGGAUGGCAAUGCCACAAUCCGCUUCGUGUCUUUGAGGGGAGCGUCUGAGAGGACAGCCCUGAGCCCCCCGUGUGACUGCCGGAAGGAGGAGGCUACUGACCAGACGUCCACCACAGGCAUCGUCAUCGGCAUCCACAUCGGGGUCACCUGCAUCAUCUUCUGUGUCCUCUUCCUCCUGUUCGGCCAAAGGGGCAGGGUCCUCUUGUGUAAGGAUGUAGAAAACCAGCUGUCCCCUCCUCAGGGCCCCCGGAGCCAGAGGGACCCUGGCAUCCUGACACUGAAUGGGGCGGGACGGGGAGAGCGGGGCCAGCUGGGCCGAGAUGGGAAACGUGUGGACGUGAAAGAAUUGGAGCAGCUGUUCCCCUCGGCUGGGGCAGCAGGGCAGCCGGCCUCCAGACUGAACCCCAGACCCACGCAGGAUCCUGGGGCCCAUGCCCUGUGGGAAGAGACCCGGCUCUCCACGCUGCCUCUUCAGGGAUUUGGCCGAAGGGAGGAGAUGGCUUUGGAGGCCAAGGCCCCCCGCACAGGCCCUGCAGCUGCCCUGCCUCCCCAGGAAGUAGGCCCCGGCCUCCUCAGUGAAGGACAGGCUCCCUGGCCUUCUGCAACGCCAGCUGCCCAGCCAGCUUGCUCAGGACAGUAGCCAGCGUCGGGCAGGCUCUGAAGGGGGACAACCCCCCAUUCUCAGGUCAAAGGCAAGAUUUCUCCUGUCAUGUGGGAUUUCAGGGGGGACUUCUCAGCACUUCGGUCCUGACCGCCCCUCAGGCUGUGAGGACCUAAAGGAGCCCUGGCAGGGAGCCUCCCAAGGACGCCAAGGGGACCCACUCACCUCUGCCUCCUACCUACAUGACUUGGGACUAAACUAAUGUUUUCCUUUAAAAAAGCAAACAAUACUUAAAAUCAAAAAAAGAGAAAAGAGAAAGGAAGGUGGAAUUAGACUCCAAAAAUAUGCCCCUGCUGUGGCUGGGCCCCCUGACACUGUCCCCCCCGCCGACCUUGUUUUCUCAGGAUGGAUUUUUGCUGUUUUGGCUCUUAGCACCUACCUCAGCCGGAAUGAAUGUCCUGGGGGUGGGGGGGCUGUGGUUCAGCCCCCCAACCCCACAGAUCCCCGAAUGCACUCCUACCUCAAGCCCCUUUACGGGCACCCCCUUUUCCUCCCCACUUUUGUUCAGAGUUUAAAAAAAGAAAAAAAAAACAAAACACUUCCCCAUUUCUAGGUGUGAAAGAAAACAUCUACCUCAAACCUUGUUCUUUAUCAGGGCCUGUGUUGUACCACUGGACCCUCCCUCCUGGCUCAGCCCUCCUGUCUUCCCCCAGAGAGGGUGUUGGAGGCUAAGUCAUAAAGGGUGGGCCCGUCGGGGCCUACAGAAAUAAAAAUGGAAUCAGUCAAAGAAAAUGUGAAAAAAAGCCAAAAAUGAGAGGUAAAUUUGUUCCUUGAAAUAGGAAUUAUUGCUCUAAACUAGCCGCCGCCCAGCCUGCUGCCAGUGCUGCAUCCGUCCAUUCCAGGCUUGCCCCUCUCAGCCGACUCAUCCGUGGCUGAGGUCCCAGCAAACCUCUCUGCACCUGGGCUUGGGGGGGUGGGACGUCCCCCGGCAGCCUGCCUCCCGUCCUGCCCAGACAGCCGCUGGAGCAGGCUGGCCCCUGGAAUGUACUGUGUGUGUGUGGUGGGUGGGUGUGUGCAUGGGGGUGUCCCCGGCAGAGGUACCCCAGCCCUCUGUCCCGUGGGACACAGCUAGCUUGACCCACCCCCUGGACAGUGGAAAUACCGCUGUCAGCAGAUGUGGCUGGAAGCUAUUUUUAUACAAGGUGUGUUUAAGGAUU